Oncorhynchus tshawytscha (Chinook salmon) is the source of this 955-nucleotide messenger RNA. RefSeq names its product sacsin-like. Lineage: Eukaryota; Metazoa; Chordata; Actinopteri; Salmoniformes; Salmonidae. The record is from RefSeq and is a predicted model, not a curated record.
UGAUGGCAUGAAGGACGCCAAGACAACUCUAGAACAGAAUGGAAUCCAUGACAGUGCUGAUACUGAGGACUCCAUGAAAGGGCCACCGGAACCAGGAAGUCCUGUUCCUGAAGAGUGGCACGAUGCCCUGGACAUGAGCUUCCUCAACAACUAUGAAUCUGGGGGAAUAUGUUGGCUUUAAGAAUACGGCAGAGGAGGAGCAUUGUUGCUAUGCAGUUAUAGUGGAACAGCUGUGUGUGCCAUCUGGCCAAUCAGGACAGAGUCCCUACAGAUACAAAAUACAGAUUGGGAAAGAUGAAGUCAUAGAAGUCAGUGCCCUUGAUCUCUACCAAUUUAAACGGGAAAAGAAGCCUUUCUCAUACUCUUCCACUGGAGCAACGUGCAUGGACCUGGUACAACUGGGAGAAUCUGUGCAGCGGUCUUCAUCCACAAAGACCUCACCACAGUCUCUGGAAGAAGCCAAAAAGGAAAUAGACAAAUGUCUGGCAGAGAUUUGGAUUCUGUCUGCAGAGGAGCGGUUCAAGGCCAUCAGACGCCUCUACCUGAGGUGGCACCCUGACAAAAACCCAGACUGCCAACAGCUAGCCACGGAGGCAUUCAAGUAUCUGAAAAACAGAAUUGAGGAUCUUGAAAACGGCAGGACGGGGAAACCAUCCUCACACAGGACGGGGAACCCAUCCUCACAGCAGUGGAACACAAAUUUCAGAAACUUCUACAACCAGUGGAACCAAGAAGCUCAUCGCCACCAGUGUGGGAGAGAGAGGUUCUACAGGGGACACAAUACUAGAUACAACUUCUGGACACAUCAUGGAAAUGUACCACAACCCAACCGAGCAGAGGCUGAGCGCUGGCUGAGACAAGCACAGUGUGACCUAGCCGCUGCUGACAAUGACACAGGAGGCAAGACCACAGAGUGGACUCUGUUCAAGGUACAUCAGGCUGUGGAGAAGGCUCU